AUCAACUGUUUCAUUCAAAGUAAACCAAGUGCUGACUGCUGAUAUAAACUUCUUGCACUGGGUACAGACAGAGCCCACACGCACACAACAGUCAACAGUUAUUUUUUAAGUCGUAACGUAACAUUGAACUUGCUCGGAGGAUAUGUUGAUUUGGAUGUGGAAUUGAUUCAAUUGAAUUGUGGCACCAAUUUCAGAAAUAGUUGAAGACAAGUUAUAAAAUAAUGAGCCACCAUGGAUCAAAUUAUCGGUAGAGCGAUUCGACUUUCUCAACAGAUGUGUUUAUUUUUAUUCAAAGCAGCACUCUUUACAAGUUGAUGCAGAGCCUGGCACAUUUGAUAAUACACCGGUUGAAAUUUUGGAUGUGGAAUUUUAGGGCAAUUACUGUAACUCAACUGAUUGAUGCCUGGACAAUUUAAUUUCAAUGUACUGGGACUGCUUGGAAACAUUUUACUCCUAAAUUCUUGCCUUAAGUCUUGGUUCUGGGUUUAAUUUUUGUUUUUGUGUUUGUCAUGCACGGUGGUGGUGGUUGUCCUUGAGGAUCUUUAGUUCACUGUAUUUGUAAAAAAAAGUGUCAAGAUGUUCUCAUCCACGAGGCAAGAGGUUGAGAAGGACGAGUUUGCCAAAGAGCGGGCCAUCAUGAAUGAUCUAGACGACAAUGGGUGGAGUCACAUCCAUCAUGCUGCUUAUCAUGGCUAUAUCAAGUCUAUAGAGAAGUUUGUUGGAGCCAGCGAAGACCAGCUGGAGUUCCCUACCAACGAUGAUAAGCUGAUGACCCCAAUCCUCCUGGCUGUUGAUAGCGGGAAGCUGGACACAGUGGAGUGCCUUGUGAAGCUUGGAUCUGAUCUGCGUUACCAAAACACCCAAAACCAGGGUCCAGUUGAGAUUGCGGCUCUGAAGCAGUACAUCGAUAUCCUGGAAUACUUCAUCAAGUUUGACCACAAGGACCUGCCAGUGUGGCCCAAGUUGAUGAAGUUCAUGGGUUCAGACAUGGAUGAUGAGGCGGAAGCAGCAGGGAAGAUGCUGGUGAUCUUGACUAAACCUUUGGAAAAGGGAUUGAAUCCAUACUGGGAGCCUAUUGUGCAGAAUAAUGGGGUUCCGGUCAUGAUGAAGGUCAUCAAGUCCAUGAUUUGUGACAAAGCAAAACUGUAUGCCUUCACAAUCCUCUUGAAUAUCAUUCAAGCGGAAGUGGUUAAGGAACAGAUAGUGAAAGCUGCGGGCAUCCCAACAGCAUUGAAGAUGAUUACUUCUACUGACAGAGAGAUGGUGUAUGCCUCUUCGUGCAUUUUGUGUCAUUUAUCCAUGGUGAAGGACUACAUUGACAGCAUGGUACAGAAUGGUGCAAUUCCAAUCAUGGUUAAACUAUGGCAGACGUGCACUGAUACAGAGAUCCUAGUGCAAGUAACAGAAACUGUCUCCCAGAUUGCAAGUGCUAAUGCAGAGUAUCAGAAAACGAUAGGUAACUCAUCGGGUGCAUUGACAGCUGUGGUUGGACUGUUUGAAAACGAUAGGUCAAAGUCACUUCUGCUAGCACUCACGCGGGCUGUAAGCAAUAUAGUAUGUAAGAACAUGGAUAAUCAGAAUAUGUUUGUCGAUGAGGGAGGAGCGUCGGCUCUGAUAUCCCUUGCCGGUGGAAAGUACAAUGACCUUCAGCUGAGUGCCAUCAGUGCCAUACACAUGUUAGCACAGGACAAUCCUCACACGCAGAAGAUCAUCUUAGAAGAAGGCGGUGUUAUACCUCUAAUGCAGCUCCUCAAGAGGAGUGGCUCACCCAACGUCCAUGUCUGCACAGCCAGUGCUUUGUGGGCACUGGCAGGAGAAGACAUCGAUGAGAGGCGGUCCAUGGCCAGCAUGAUAGGUGUUAACCUACUCAUAGACUUUCUUAAUGCGCAGGCUGAAAAUGAUAUUCUCCAUUACAUCGGCGCGGAAGGAUUGGCCGUCCUUGCCCAGGGGGCUCUCAACAAGCAGGACACUAUCGCCAAUGCGAAUGGAGUUCAACCCUUAGUAAGACUGUUGCGUUCACCAAAGGAACACAUUGUCCUCAGCACGAUAAGAGCUCUGAGACAUCUAUGCAUAGGAAUAGGUUUCAUACCGCAUGCGAAGAACCAGGCAACCAUCCUUGGAGCUAGGGGAAUACGAUAUCUAGUUGCUCUCAUGGUGCAUUCUAGGAACGAGCUGGUCAGAGUAGAGUCAGCAUUGAGUCUUGGUUACUGCAGCAUCGGCAAUUCUGAAGUGAUGAACGAUAUCAGUGAGAAUGUAGACUUUGAUUACAUCCAUAUCCUGCGUAGGCUUCAUUCCAGUGACAACCUUGUGCGAUUACUCGCUGGGAGCGCAUUAGCCGCCUUUGCAUAUAACAACGUCACACAACAGAAAGAGAUUGCUGAGUCGGGAGGGAUUCGUUACCAUUCCUUUGUCCCGUUUCUGGAGUCUAACGACGAGUUCUUUCGCUGCAAUGCUGCUUUUCAGGUUGUUGUAUUGGCUCGCAUCAUCCCCGAUGAGGACCAAGCUACCACAUCAGCGAUUGGUAUCAAGCUCCUCGUAGAUCUUCUACAACAAUCCAAGAAUCCUCUCAUUCUAGCCCUGACAGCGGAAUGCAUAGCAAGGCUUGCUCAUACGAGGGCAGGAGUUCCUGCUGCAGUUGUGUCCAUCAAAUCUGUAGAUGUUUUAUGUCAGUUGAUGCUUGCCGAGAAUGAGCAAGUGAGAGGAUCUGCUGCCAUAGCACUAGGAUAUCUAAGCUUCAACCACAAAGCAGAAAGAAAGAUGCUCAACAGAUGUAGACAGGAUCCUUACCUGUUCAAGGUAUUGAAGUACUACACUCAGAACUACAGACUCUCUCAAGCAUUCUUAGAGGCGUGGAAGCAUUAUCAACACAUCGGUCUUCCUCCCAUAGAUACUGCACAGAAGCCUUGUCUGGUUGGAAAGAAGAAUAUGCCAUUCCUGAGCAAUAUCAAAAAUCCAAAUGGACGUCGGUUCACGAUACUGAGCUCUGGGGAGGAGAGUGGACUGAGUCACCAUCUAAGUUCGCCCAUGAACCCGUCGACUACCAGCUAUCCUGAUGACGCUACCGUCAUAACCGACAAUCCCACCAACAGAGGGGGUAGUGUCACAUUCGCCAGUGGGACGGAGUCCCGUAACCAUCGCAGUGUAAGUAAUUAUUCCCAUAGAGCGCCCUCUACUGCUAGUAAUCAUCACAAGCAGUGGAGUCAUCCGUCGACUGCAAAGAGUCUCAUCUCGGAGAUCUCUGCAGGAGGGAUGUCUAUGACGUGACAGGUUAUAUUUGACUCAGAUGUAUUUGUUAAAAUUAUAUCUUUUUUAUUUUUUCUGUACUGUUAUGAUAACUGCUGCCCUUACCAGUCCUCUACAUAUAUCACCUGUUUCACACAGCUUAAAGGGGAUGUCCAAAAAAUGUCAAGGUAUUUUGAUAAAAGCUGAAAAUUAGAGAAGCAUAUUAGAGGUUUGGAGAAAAUCAAUCAAAGAAUUAUAGAAUUUUAUAGAAUUGGAUUUCAACAAUUUUAAUACAGUGAUAUGCAAGCAUGUCUCCCGUUUGUCAUAUAUAUUUUUAAUAUGAUUUUCUCUGAGCAUUUUCACACAAUGUUCAUUGUUUCAUACAUGCUUCAAUAGAUGAUAAUGUUUUUAAAUCAAAAUGUUUUUAAUUCAUCUUGAACCAUAACAACUUUGAAUUUAUGAAAUUUUCAUUCCCCAGCAUAUAGGAGAGGCAGUUGCUUCAAAGCUUUGACAAUUCAUAAAUGUUAGUAUUCGAUGGAUUGUUUUUUCAUCAAAUGUUCAUGAAUAUUUUCUUUCAUUUGUUUCUGCUUUGAUUUGCCCCAACUUGGUGUCAGGGUGGAAGUUCCCUUUAAAGCUGUCAACAUUCCCAUUUUUUCCAGGUGAAUCACUGAAUCAUGCAGGAUGAAUUCAGUAAUGUUUUAGUCAUGCACAUAAAAAAAUUCAUCGUAUAACCCUAAAAGUAACUAUAUUGACCAGUGCUUUUUUCAAUAAAGUUUAGCGACUGAUCAUUCUUGUGAAUUUUAAUAAUUGAAGAAUAUGCUAUCAAGUGGUUGUGCAAAAUUGUCUAUAGUCCACUAGUGGUUUAGUGAUAUGCAUGUGACUACUGUAUGGUAGUGGAUCGUAUUACCGAUGUUUCCUAUAAAUUCUAUCAUAUCAUACUUAAAAUUGUUAAAACUUCCACCAAAUAAAGAUAUAA
This is a messenger RNA of Lytechinus variegatus (green sea urchin), 4198 nucleotides long. Its product is annotated as ankyrin and armadillo repeat-containing protein-like. NCBI's taxonomy places the organism in Eukaryota, Metazoa, Echinodermata, Echinoidea, Temnopleuroida, Toxopneustidae. The transcript has 8 exons. The record is from RefSeq and is a predicted model, not a curated record. Bases 577 to 3264 code for a protein of 895 amino acids. Gene Ontology annotation, molecular function: protein binding.